UAUUGUGAUUUAAUCACAUUCAAUUGUUGGCCUGUUUUGUAAACAACCGCGCAAUUAAUAUAUUUUAUUGCAUUUCAGAUGCAUUUCUAGAAAUUUUACUUUAGGAAUAUUGUUAUUAAAAUAAGGAAAAUGUCAAAGCGAAAUAGCAAACGUUUGCCGAAAAUCCCUAACGUCAACGCUGGAAAAAUCUGUGAAAUUUUAGUGGAAAACUUUUUAACUUACAAAAAAUUUAAAUUUAAUGCAGAACCGUAUUUAAAUUUAAUUAUUGGACCAAAUGGAACAGGCAAAUCAUCAAUUGUUUCAGCAAUCGUUCUUGUAUUCGGCGGAGAGCCAAAAUUACUGGGACGUAAUAAUGAUCUUAGUACAUAUGUUCGCAGCGGAUCGUCGGCUGCUUACGUUUGUGUUAAAAUUAAUGGUAAAAACAAUAACGAAUACGUCAAAUUUCAACGAAACUUCAAUAUAGAAUGCGUCUCUGAAUAUAGAAUAAAUGACACUUUGGUAACUAAGGCAGCAUAUUUAAAAGAAGUGAAUAGUUUCAAUAUUCAAAUAAGCAACCUAUGUCAAUUUUUACCACAAGACCGUGUUCAAGAAUUUGCGCGUAUGUCCAGUCAUGAUAUGCUAUUAAACACAUUAAAGUCUGUCUGCUCUGAACAAGUAAGUCUAGAUCUUACUACUCUGAUCACAUUAAGAAAACAACAAGUAAAUGGUGUUAAAGAUAUAACAAGUUGGAAGAAAAAAUUACUGGAAUCUGAAAACAGAUUAAACGACCUAAAAGCAAUCAUAAAUUCCUAUAAACUACGUAAUAAUAUAUGUGAUAAAAUCGGCCUAUGCAAUCUAAAAAUAGUAAAUUUAGAAAAAAGCGUUAAAGAAACUGAAAUAAAAUCUUAUAAAAAAGACUUAAAUGAAGCUACUAAAGUAUUAAAUAAAUAUACAGCAUUGGUAAAAUCUAUGAUGUCAAAAAAGAACAAAAUUAAGAAUCAAACUGAACAACUCUCAGCUGAAGUCCAAAAAGCGAAUUUAGAAGAACAGAAAUUCGACGAGGAAAUAGAAAUGUGUUUUCAGCAAAUAGAUGAAGCUAAUAAUAAUAUUACUAGAGCAAAAUAUGAUUAUAAGCAAAAAGUUGAAGGAAUUCAGCAAAAGCAAAAGCAACUUCAAAAAGCAAAAGAUCUUUAUAAAAUGAACUGCACAGAUUAUAAAAGAAUGGAAGCCGAAAUAGAGACGCUUGAUAGUUCUAUGGCCGCUAUUUGUUCCAAAAAAGAAAAACUAGAGUCUACACUCAAAUCUUUAGUGCAGGAGCGAUCAGUUAUAUCAAAAGAAAUUGAAGAAGAUCUUAUUCCAAUGAAACAACAAAUACAACACACAAUGAAUAAUUAUAAAGAUAAAAUUAAAAAAUAUGAAGAGUUUUUCAGAACCAAUUAUCCAGAUGUGCUUAAGGCAAAUAAUUGGAUUAAACAAAAUAAGAAUUUGUUUAAAGGAAAUGUUUUUUCCCCCAUUUUAAUGGAGAUUAAUAUCUCUGACCCGAAUAAUGUUAAAUAUUUUGAAAACAUAAUACCUAUACGUGAUUUGUGUGCAUUUACUGUUGAAGACAUUGAUGACUUUUCACUUCUGGUGAAUGACCUAAAUACGAAAUUAAAUUUGAAAAUUAAUUUAUGCUUCUCGGAACCAGCAACUAAGUGUCACUAUACGCCAAAUGUGUCUCUUUUACAAUUAAAGCCAUACGGAUUUCAUUCCUAUAUGGUUGAUUUGGUAAAAGGCCCUCCGUCAAUAAUCAACCACCUGUGUUCCUUAUUUAGCAUACAUAAUAUACCUGUCGGGAACGCUGAUGUACAUAAAUAUACCGCAAGCAUACCUGUAAAUAUACAUACAUUUUUUGGUGAAAAUUCUCGUUACUCGGUAAAAAUUUCCAAAUAUUCAAAACAGCCGUCAACUGUUAAAAAUACAAUCGCUGGUAAAAAUAUAAUAUCCAGUCAAAAUCCUAAAGAAAUUAAUGAUAUCAACCAAAAGUAA
Messenger RNA from Teleopsis dalmanni, 2007 nucleotides. RefSeq names its product structural maintenance of chromosomes protein 5-like. Gene Ontology annotation, cellular component: Smc5-Smc6 complex. The record is from RefSeq and is a predicted model, not a curated record. Gene Ontology annotation, biological process: double-strand break repair via homologous recombination. Gene Ontology annotation, molecular function: ATP binding; ATP hydrolysis activity. NCBI's taxonomy places the organism in Eukaryota, Metazoa, Arthropoda, Insecta, Diptera, Diopsidae. Bases 130 to 2007 code for a protein of 625 amino acids. The transcript is spliced from 10 exons.